ACAGCUGUACGACAAAGGACGAAACACAGUGAAAAUUUAUCAAAAUACAAGAGCACACACGAACCAGCGACUGUGUGAGAGAAGGUCUGGGCAGUAGUGAGAUAAGUAGUGAACUGGAGUGAUCCCAAAAGGCACAUGACUAUGAACAGGCAGAUGAUACCAUGAGUGGCUUCCCUUCCAUCAUCGUCUCUCUAUAUGAAACGGGUGACGAUGAGGCGACGUGUGAUGUUGUGGACGUGCUUGGCAUUCUUAUACGUUAUCGUCCCUGUGUCGCUGCUCAUGGUUAAGAGAUUCUGGUUCGCGGUGGAGACGACCCUGGACGACUACCUAAAUGAUGACCACAUCAACUACGACUACUACGAGGACCUGCCAGAGGGUCUCCCGACGAUCAACAAGAGGCGGUUCUCAGUCACGCUCCUGCGGCACCUGCGGGAUAUAGUAAAACCUCACAGACCGCAGCUCAAGGGAUCAGGAGAUCGCAAGCUGGUGCUCUUCUGGACAACGUGGUUCGACAAAGCGUGGUGGCCCAAGGUGGCAGGAGCCAUAGACCUACUGGCCUCCCGCUGCCCUGAGACGCGCUGUGACUUCACUCACGACAGGAAGAAACUACACGAGGCUGCUGUACUCCUCUUCCAGUCAGAGAGGGUGAAUGUACAGGACCUGCCUGGAGGGGAGCGUGUGGCGGGACAGCGAUGGGUGUGGGUUCAUAUUGAGGCCCCGCCAGCCUCCAUCCGCGCCACCUCCAAGCUGCUACUGCCCAAGCGAGAUGGUUCAGGGCGGAGACGUGACCUGAGUGACCUCUUCAACUGGACCAUGACCUACCACACAGCCUCUGACGUCAUGGAGCCAUACGGAGCCCUCAUACCUCUGCCAGCGAAGGACAAGGAGGAGGAAGAGGUGGAGGAAGAGGAGGAGGAAGAGGAGGAGGAAGAGGAAUAUAUGGAGGAGGAGGAGAUGGCGGUGGUGCCUUUUGAGACUGGUAACUCGUCUGCUAGUUUCUCCUCCUCUUCCUCUUCUUCUUCCUCUUUUUCCUCCUCCUCUUCUUCCUCUUCCUCCUUACGUCCAGCCAUCCUCGAUCAAGAGAGCCUCGUCUACCGCUCCUACAUGACAGCUCUGACUCGAGGCUACUCCUUGAGUGACGUGGCCGGGCCCUCCUGGGUGCCUUAUGUUGACAGAGACCCUGCGGGCGUGGGAGAGGCGUGGGAGGCGUUCUUAUGGAGACCUAGACUAGUGGCGUGGAUGUCCUCUCACUGCCACGCGCCUUCACAUCGAGAAGACUAUGUGAAGGACCUGCGGCAAUAUGUGAACGUUGAUGUGUAUGGCUCUUGCGGCACGUUGAGGUGUGGCAGACGAAAUAAACACCGAGACGACCGCUGCUGGAGGCAGGUGUUAGCCCCCAGGUAUCUCUUCUACCUGGCCUUCGAGAACGCCGCCUGUGACGCGUACAUCACCGAGAAGCUGUGGACGCCUCUGAUCCAUGGUGUGGUGCCUAUCGUCCUGGGCGGGGCCAACUACUCGUCUUACCUGCCUCCACACUCCUACAUCGACGCCCUCGCCCUCUCGCCGGGACAUCUCGCUCGUGUCUUACAGGAUCUCCAGCAAUCCCCAGAGAGUUACGCUCGAUACCACCUGUGGAGGGGGUACUGGAUGGCCACAUUGAGGCCGCCCCUCUGUGAACUAUGUCAAAAGGCUCACAGCGACACCACGGUGGUCACACAACAGAACAUCCGCGGCUGGUGGAGUAGUGUAGGACGCUGUAGGAACCCUCUUGAAGGACUUGACUUCUCCUGACCAUUACUGAGUACAUGGCUUUUUCGUCCUCCUGACCACUGCUUCUGCCUGCUCUUGACCUUUGUCCUUAAGGUCAUUCGCUCCUAUCCACAUGACCUGUGACCUUACAUUAAACUUAGGAAUUUUAUAAGAUGUCAAUUAACAGGUAAUAUCAUUGAAGCUGUGUGUGUGUGUGUGUGUGUGUGUGUGUGUGUGUGUCCUUCCCAAAAAAUUAAUGAAUGUUGGUGUACACAGGUGUGUUUAGACCGCAUCACCUGGCAACAUAAUUAGAAUUACAGCAUGUGUACAUCCCAGAACCUACACACGCCAUCAAACCUGCCGUGUACAUGAGGUGGUCUUGUAGAUGUACACGUUAGAGUCAUCAGGUAAGAAGCUUGAUGAGUCUUCAACAAGUAACACCUGGUCAUAACACCUGACAGGUAACCAACUUUUUCCUCGCAGAUCAUUAACGUCAGGUAAAUGUACUGAAAAUAGAUUCAUACUAAUUUAUGUAUAUAUACCCUGUAUGCGUGUGUGUAUGCGUGUGUAUGUAAUAAUAAUACUACUACUACUAC
This is a messenger RNA of Homarus americanus (American lobster), 2345 nucleotides long. RefSeq lists its product as uncharacterized. Lineage: Eukaryota; Metazoa; Arthropoda; Malacostraca; Decapoda; Nephropidae. The record is from RefSeq and is a predicted model, not a curated record. Bases 196 to 1791 code for a protein of 531 amino acids. Gene Ontology annotation, molecular function: alpha-(1->3)-fucosyltransferase activity. The transcript has 6 exons. Gene Ontology annotation, cellular component: membrane.